Messenger RNA from Necator americanus (New World hookworm), 249 nucleotides. RefSeq lists its product as uncharacterized. The coding region runs from base 1 to 249 and encodes 82 amino acids. The record is from RefSeq and is a predicted model, not a curated record. The transcript has a single exon. NCBI's taxonomy places the organism in Eukaryota, Metazoa, Nematoda, Chromadorea, Rhabditida, Ancylostomatidae.
AUGCACGACGAGCAAGCUGGCUUUCGUCCUGGCCGAUCUACUAUUAACCAGGUGUUCAUCGCCAGGAGAGUCAUCGAAAUCUGGGGGCGGUAUUCAAAGCCAAUGCAAUUAGCGUUUCUGAACUUUGAAGUCGCUUUCGAAUCUUUUCAUCGAGGCCGUCCUCUCGAGGCGCUCCGCGCCGAUGGAGUACCAGGAAAGUUCGUUCGCCUGCUUGAUGACAUGAAUCAACAAAGAACUGCUGCACUUUGA